AUUAUACUGAGGUAUAUAGUUCUAUUUCUCUGUUACAAUUCCUACAAAUUUGAUUUUUACAUUUUUGUAUUUUUAUUCGGAUUUUUAAGAUUUUUUUUUAAUUUUUUUUAUCUUUGUAUCAAUUUAGCAGUGGCUUGAUUGAUUAAGACUGAUGAAUAUCGUUUGUUAAUUAUAUCUUAUAUUAUCCGCUUGAAUGUUGACAUUUCAAUUUCGUAAUUGCAUUUAAGAUUUGAGGAUGAUUUUGAUUUGAUAUAAUUUUUAUUUUCAAAUUGUGCAUUUUAAUAUUGCGAAUUGUUGACGUAAACGAAAUAAAUUGCAUAUGAGAUUACGUGAUGAAUGUUCAGUAACUUGGUCCAAUUAAUGUUAGUUUGACUUUUUAGGUUAACAAUGGGUAAAUUUCAGUAUAAUUGAUCAGACUAUGUUAGUAGUGCAUUGUAUUUGUAAUAGUUUCGAUUACUUUUUGAAUUUUUUUUGUAGAUUUUAGUCUGAUUGGUUUUUGUAUGCUUUUAGGUGAGGAAGACAAAGACUUUUUUUGCGUACAACUCAAUUUUAAUAUUAAAGAAGACUUAGAAAAGUAUUUGUUGAAGAAGUUUGAUCUGUUCUGUUUAGUCCACUAUCUCUUUUGCUUUCUAGAUUACAUUUGGGUACAUAUAUUGCCGUUUGUUUGAUUAGUUCGUGAAUCAGUGUAGUUAUUUUUAUCAUAAUUCAGGUAUGUAUUUGACACAAUAAGCAUUUUGUUGCAAUAUUGGCUUGAAAGCUUUGAGCUCGGCUUGAUUUGUGAAGCUAUAUUGUUGUUCAUUCUCAAUUAGGAGUUGUUUGAGUGGUUUUAGUGAAGUUUGGUUGCAAUUUGUUUUUCAUGUUUGUCUUGUUGAUAUUUUUUUUGGCUUUGGUGUAUUUUAUUUGGAGAACUGGAUAGGCAGAAGAUAUAAUGGGAGGUAGAAGUUCGAAAAAUUCAUCAAGGAGAUCUUUUUCCUCUUCAUAUGAGCAUGAUUUGAGUCGAAGCUAUGGGUAUCCACCACCGUCUCCAUAUCAAACACAGCCAUCUUACCAGACACAACCAACUUAUACGCCUCAUCAUCCUCGGUACGCACCUUCACCAUCACCAUCACCUCGUAGUUAUGCUCCACCUCCUCCAAGCAAUACACGUCCUAAGAAGACAUUAGAAAGGAAAUAUUCGCGGAUUGCGGAUAAUUACCGCACCUUGGAUGAGGUUACUGCAGCUCUUGCACGCGCAGGUCUCGAGUCUUCCAAUCUAAUUGUUGGCAUUGACUUUACUAAGAGCAAUGAAUGGACAGGUGCAAAAUCAUUCAAUAGGAGAAGUCUUCAUCACAUUGGAAAUGAAUUAAACCCCUAUGAAGAGGCUAUAUCAAUUAUCGGAAAAAGUUUAUCUGCAUUUGAUGAAGACAAUUUGAUCCCAUGUUAUGGAUUCGGAGAUGCAUCGUCCCAUGACCAAGAUGUUUUCAGUUUCUACGGUGAUGAUAGAUACUGCCAGGGAUUUGAGGAAGUUCUCUCGCGGUAUAGACAGUUGGUUCCCCAGCUUCGGCUUGCUGGGCCUACCUCAUUUGCACCCGUUAUCGAAAUGGCCAUGACUAUUGUUGAACAAAGUGGUGGUCAAUAUCAUGUUUUGUUGAUUAUUGCUGAUGGGCAGGUCACAAGGAGUGUUGAUACACAUCAAGGCAACCUUAGUCCACAAGAACAGAGGACAAUUGAGGCAAUAGUUCAAGCAAGCGCAUAUCCUUUGUCAAUAGUGCUGGUUGGUGUGGGGGAUGGCCCUUGGGACAUGAUGAGGGAGUUUGAUGAUAACAUUCCUUCUCGGGCUUUUGAUAAUUUCCAAUUUGUGAAUUUCACUCAAAUCAUGUCGAAGAAGGUGAACACGUCAAUAAAGCAAGCAGAAUUUGCACUCUCAGCCUUGAUGGAAAUACCUUCUCAGUAUUUAGCUACUCUUGAACUCGGCAUAUUGGGUCGUAAAACUGGACAAUGUCCGGAUAGGGUUUCUCUUCCUCCACCUAGAUACGAUGCUCCUUCUGGACGCAGUGGCACAAAAUCAUAUUCCCGUUCAAGUAGUUUUCAGCAGAGUGCUCCGACUUAUCCUCAACCGGCAACUAGAGUUGGCACAACUUCAUCAUCGACUACUGCUUAUAAAGGUCCUGCAUCAUCCACAGCUCCUUCCUCAACUUCUGCUUAUGAAAACCAGCUAUGUCCCAUUUGCAUUACAAGUAGUAAAAAUAUGGCUUUCGGCUGUGGGCAUCAGACAUGCUGUGACUGUGGAGAGUUUCUGGAUGCUUGCCCAAUUUGUCGACGUUCAAUUGAGAUGAGAAUAAGGCUUUACUGAUAAUAUUUCAGUUGAAGUUUCCUGGGUGGUAGCAUUGGCCAGUGGUAGUACAAAUUAUUUUCUAAAGAUGUGGUUUAAUGAUUGACAGGGAGUGUAGAUGGGCGAUGAAUGGUGUUGCGAGUUAGCGUGUUGGAUUCCGGUUCUGGCGAAUGAAUCAGUUGUAUAUCAGCUCGUAAAAUUUUUGAGGUUUUUAUCAUUUGUUCAUUGUGGCCUAAUUUGUUCUUCUGUUGGUCUUUCACCUUUCCCCCUUGCAGUAAUUUAGCUCUUUGUUGACAAAACCACAGAUUGAUGUAAAUAGUCUUCUUGUAUUUGUUACCAAAUAAGGUAAGAACAAUAUUUAAUGGUCUUAAAAUAAACGCAAAAUGUAUUUUCAUUAUGGCAUGAGAGAAACACAAAGUAUAUGGUUGAUUCGACUCAAA
Molecule: messenger RNA, 2751 nt
Organism: Amaranthus tricolor (Joseph's coat)
Lineage: Eukaryota; Viridiplantae; Streptophyta; Magnoliopsida; Caryophyllales; Amaranthaceae
Product: E3 ubiquitin-protein ligase RGLG5-like
Exons: 12
Coding region: 929-2332 (467 amino acids)
Source: RefSeq, a predicted model, not a curated record